This is a messenger RNA of Bacidia gigantensis, 1173 nucleotides long. RefSeq lists its product as uncharacterized. The transcript has 4 exons. NCBI's taxonomy places the organism in Eukaryota, Fungi, Ascomycota, Lecanoromycetes, Lecanorales, Ramalinaceae. The coding region runs from base 1 to 1173 and encodes 390 amino acids. The record is from RefSeq and is a predicted model, not a curated record.
AUGCUCAAUUUCUCAGCCAACGCCAUCGUCGCCGCAUUGCUGAUCUCGAUUCAGCAUGUGGCUUGCUUGCCAGCUAACGUUACUGCUCAUAACUGGCCUAAACCUCCCUUCAUCGUCCCCAUCGACGGUUCGGCAAGCACACUCCGCCUGACAGCAAUAUCAGGCUACGCCAUGCGCGGCACAGCCCACGCACACUUCCACUCCCUCCUGCAAUCCCUCUCCGCCGAAUUCACAGCCAUGAACCCUUCCUCUUCCAUCUCGUCGCGCACAAACACCAGCGGGGACGUCAGGAUCGUCACUAUCAUCAGCGACGCCGGCGUCCCGCCUGAAUUCUUCGCUGUUCCUGAGCGCGGUGGGAUCCUAGAGCUUGAAAGCGAGAAACAACACUUGGUGCCUAGGGGUGAAGAUGAUGGAGGAAGUGGGGUUGGGCAAAAGGCUGGGGUAACAGGGCUGGAAGUCAGAAUAGCAAAAGCAGCAUUCGAGAAGAUCCUAGAUCGCAAAGCCUCAACCGAAGUCUCGUUGACAUUCGAAGGUGGAGAUGAUUACGAGAAGAAGACCGCAAUGCUCACUUUCACCCCUCACUCAUACUUGAAAAUCGCACUCAUCCUCCUCACCCUCUCCUAUCACUCCUGCGCAGCACCUCCCGCAGCAAUCGUCCCAGCAGCCCUCCGUUUCGGCUUAACAUGCAAACCCCACCCACCGAGUACCAUUCUGGGCGACCCAACUGUCUGCAAAGAUCUCGUCAUCAACCUCCCCGACACCCUGUUCAGCCCCUUUCUCUUCACCAACAACCCAGCAAAAGCCAGGACGCCAUAUGGUCCUGUCCCCUUCGAUCUCACUUCUUCCACCAACCCCACCACCAACGACCUCACAAGCUAUGACAAAAAACCAUCCAGCUCAUCCCUCUCCCUUCCAUCCAAUAUCACCAACCCCAACCACAGUAAAUGCACCCUCCACUUCUCCUUCCCCGACCGCACAGAAGCCGAUCACGAAGAACUCUGGGGCACGAGAUAUCUAGCGAACUUGGUAGUGCAAGGGUGGGCGAAAUGCAUGAUCGAUAUUGAUGCCGCGGGGACACUGACGCCAAAGGAGCCAGCGCAGUGGGCGGAGGUCGUGCCGAAACCGGGGAGUGAGACGAGGAGGUUGGUUGUGGGGUUGAGGGCUGAGGAGUGA